Messenger RNA from Ostertagia ostertagi, 888 nucleotides. The record is from the annotation of a GenBank genome assembly. NCBI's taxonomy places the organism in Eukaryota, Metazoa, Nematoda, Chromadorea, Rhabditida, Trichostrongylidae.
AUGAUUGACGAUACUCCCCUUGGAACGAAAGGAUUCCGUGGCCGACGUGGUCGAAGAAGCAAGUUGACGUCAAACCACUGCAACAUGGUUCGCAAUCAGUUUAUUUUCAGAGAGGCUUCGAUCACGAAAAUGAACCCGCUCCACGUUGAUUUCAUUUGUCCAGGAGGACUUUCAAUCAAUGAUGGACAACGGCUUCCUUGUUCCACGAAUAUGACGUGGCAUGAGAUAUCAGGAAUGCGGAAUUCCCCAAUCGACGGCCUCAUAUUCGACUCUCGCUCGCGUAGCCACAAUCAUGUCGCAGACACACACACAUCUUCGGAGAUGCAAAUGGCCCGUAUAUUGGACGCAGAAUACGACGCAUUAUCGCCAAGUGGACUCGGAUUCGCCAUUUCGUUCUUCUCGGCGAAAUGUCUGCACGUGAUGCAGAGCAUGCAGACGAGAUACUCCACAGAACACCAGUUCUGCGUGACACACCCAAGUCGCACUUCUGGCGAUCCAUAUGAUUUGCCGAGCCUUUUCGACUAUGCAUGCAACUGGGCUCGUGCACAUCCAUGGAAUGAAACUGUUGUGGAAGAACUGCCCCCUAAGAAGACGUUGGUACUGUUGGUGCGAUUUUUAAGAACACAUAUACUCAACUCGUCGCAUUGUCAGUUAGUUAGAGUAUAUGUUGAACCGGAUCAUAUGAAAGAAACAUGGUGUCAGGCAAGUUUUCUGCUGUAUUCCUCCAAAGCGUUCUCCACUGCAGCAUGGGCUCAGGCGUGGCAGCUUAUGCUGAUUAUGGUCUUGAACGGAGUAGUGCUCUCCAUUCUGGGGGCUCCUCGAGACAAAGUUCAAUGGCCAAAAGGGUUGAGGGACAUAUGUGAGGAUAACGAUUGCCCAACGUCCUAA